AGAAAGAGACGUGCGUUUACAUGACGACGAGCUAAGUUUGAAAGAAAGAGAGUUCUCACUCACCAAAACACAAACUCUGUGCUUCAGAUUUUCGAUUUCUUCGUCUAAUAGCGACUUUUUGGGGUUGUUCGUAAUUCAGAAACAGACGGAGGACUAUCAUAACAACACCGGAGCGCAGGAUAACAACAGAUCCCGGAGAAGCUCGUUUCUGAUACUAGCUACAUGUUACCUGCUUGAACGCAAAUGCCACCACUAAUUUCUCCUCAGGGUAUCACUGAAUGCUCUUCCGGAGGCAGGUUUUUGCGCUUCAUCUUCACAUGAGAUGACGGCAGACUGCUUUGGCUGUUUGAAGUGGUGUCCCUGUGGGCUUCUCAGUGCUGAAAGAACAGAAGCAGACCCCAACAGCGACAGAUAGACCGGUCUUUGCUUCAGCUCAUCUGUUGUUCUCAGGAUGGUGCAUUCAGUGACACUCUGCGCCUGUCUGUCUCUUCUGACUGUCCUCAGCUGUCAUUCUCAUGUCCUCCCCCGACUCUCUUUUCCCAUGGGUAGUCCAGGUCGCUCCCUCAAUGUCUUCACAAACCCUGAUGUUUACAACACCACCACGCUGUUGCUUAGCGGUGACGAGGGCACUUUAUUCAUCGGCGCUCGUGAUGCCAUUCUUUCAAUUGAUGUCAGUCAGACUGAUCCGAUGACCAUGAAGGAGAAGCUGGACUGGUCUCCGUCAGAAAAAGAUCUCGCUGACUGUGCCAUGAAAGGCAAAAUGAAGAUGGAUUGUCAUAACUUCGUGAGGGUUUUGCAAGUGCUGAACUCCACCCACAUGUACGCUUGUGGAACGUUUGCCUUCAGCCCCCGCUGCAUCUACAUCAAUUCAAAGACAUUAUCCAUGGCUACAGGCCCCAGUGGUAAGCCAGAAGAAGGCAGAGGCCGCUGUCCUUAUGACCCGUACCAGAGGAACACUGCCAUAACUGUGGAUGGAGAACUGUACACCGGAACAGUGGCAGACUACAGGGGAACUCGGCCGGUGAUUUCACGCCACUUGAGCGAAGGCAGUCAUGUAGAUGUGAAACUGGAUGAUACACUUGGCUGGUUAGAAGAUCCUACAUUCAUCCGCUCCACGUAUGUUCCCAGUGAGGAGAAGGUUUAUUUCUUCUUCAGUGAGACUGGAAGAGAAUACGACUUCAUUGACAAGUUAACAGUGUCUCGUAUUGCCCAAGUUUGCACCAGUGAUGUGGGAGGCCAGCGUACUCUGCAAAAACGCUGGACCACCUUUGCCAAGGCUCAGCUGCUCUGUCAAGCUGGCCAAGAGCUGCCAUACAACAUCCUGCAGGACAUUGUCACCCUUUCACCACCAGAGGGCACGUCUGAGGACGAAACUCUAUUCUAUGGGAUUUUCACUUCUCAGUGGCAAGUUAACUUGGGUCGCUCAGCCGUGUGUGCUUUCAGCCUCAAAGACAUUAAAAAGGUGUUCACUGGACAUUACAAGGUUCUGAAUCGGGACACUUUAAAAUGGAGCACACGGGUACAGGAGCAAAUAGCCAGUCCUGGAGAGUGUGGCCUCCAUAAUGCGUCGGACAACACUCUCCGCUUUGUUAAGGACAACUUCCUGGCUGAUAAAAGUGUUCAACCCGUCAAUCAGGGCCUGACAUUGGUGUCACCUGAUAAGAGCUACAGUAACAUUGCAGCUCAGAGAGUCCGUGGAGCACGCGGCAGAGAUUACACUCUGCUUUACCUGCUCACGGAGUCGGGCUUCCUGCACAAAGCUGUGCUCUUGAAGAACGGAGCUCACAUCAUUGAGGAGAUACAAGUGUUUGAUCAACCUCAGCCGGUCAAAAACCUCAUGCUGUCAGUCUCAAAGGGUGCAGUGCUGAUAGGCUCUUCAGAGGGAGUCAUUUCAGUGCCCAUGUCCAACUGUUCAUACUACUGGAGCUGUGCUGAGUGUGUGUUAGCCAGAGACCCCUUCUGUGGCUGGGACCCUGGGAUGAAGCUCUGCACAGACAUACACACUCACAACCAUCUUGUCCAGGAUGUAGAUGAGGGAAAUGUGUCAGCACAGUGUACAUAUGUGACCCCCAGGUCACGUUCAGCCCAGUCCCGAACCCUUUCAGGUGAAGUGGUGUCCGUGUCUCUAAACGAAGUAGUGCACCUGCAGUGUCCGGGAGCAUCACACCUCGCCAAACGCUACUGGGCGCGUCUCAACAGCCAGCUCUCGCCCAAAAUCUACAUUCAGUCGGACGACGGCGGCCUCAGCUUUGUGGCGACCCCGUCCACCCUGGGACCUUACCUGUGCCAGUCUGAGGAGAACGGCUACACCCAGACACUGGGCGUCUACCACGUCAAGCAGAAGAGCAGCCCCACCGUCCCACCAGCCACCCCGAACCUCCCACACAGCACCCCGUCCACCGAAGCGGGAAUUAAAACCUCCAUCUUCACUACCAGACUCAUCACACCUACACAAACAGAGCCCAGGACUAAACCAGACGAAGAAGUGGAUCCUACAGACACACCCAAAGAUUCACCAGCCUCCUCCACUCACAGCAGGAGCUUUACUCGCUCGCUUGGCACGGAAAACCAAGAGUCUGGUGAAACCCACCCGCAAACGGACAAGCCCAGCUACUUUCAGGAGCUAGUAGUGGUGUCCGUUCUGUUAGCUCUGUGCAUCAGCGCCUUGCUAACCAUCGCUUUUCACAGAUUCGGGCAUUUUUGUCAUAGCAGGACUGUCCCGCAAACUCCUUCCUCUCGCAGGGACGCAGAGAAGGGCGGAAGUGCGACGCCCCAGGAGAGAGAGUCUCUCAGAGGACACUCGCCUCGGUUGGAAAAGCAGAACGGGCAAGCUCCUAACGGACAGUCCCACAGCGCUCAGGCACAUAACGGCAAAUCUCCCAUCAUGCCGAGCAACAGCAUGCUGAACAGCUCAAACGGUCACCUUCCCAACACACCCAUCUGACGCACUCGUCUGCUUCUGUGGGUUCACUGUAAACCUCGUUUCUGAGCCAAACUGGGCUUCUGCUGCAUCGAGCCCUGUCGCUGAACCACUUCGCUUUCCAAAGGGGGAAAAAACUGGUAAAAACGGCACAUCGGACCUUUUUUUUUGAGCUCUGAGACUCAAAGAUCUCCAACUGUUGGUACCACAGUAGUGUACAUUUUUCAAGUUUGUUCAUAUUUAUGCUGUAAUUUAUGUGACAACUGCUUGUUUCAGUCUAAAGUGCAUCAGAUUUUAUGACUCUCUGAAAUCACAUGUAUACAAGAUGGUCAGGUUAAGAUUUUUAUUGAUCUCUUCGACUGUUUUAAUUGACAUCAGAAGCUGUUCAGUCAGCUCAGUUCAAAAUACACUUUUUAAAGAAUAUUAUAGUACAAACUUUGAUGGACCUUAAAAUUAAAAGAUAAUAAAGGUUUCCUAAGAGAGACGGCUGAUCAUCGGCUACUUUCAACUUCAAAGACUUUUAUUUACCAUUCUGAUCAAAUGUUGAUCUCUGCCUUUGUUACUUAUUCUUAUCUAUUUGCA
Molecule: messenger RNA, 3502 nt
Organism: Carassius carassius (crucian carp)
Lineage: Eukaryota; Metazoa; Chordata; Actinopteri; Cypriniformes; Cyprinidae
Gene: sema4ab
Product: sema domain, immunoglobulin domain (Ig), transmembrane domain (TM) and short cytoplasmic domain, (semaphorin) 4Ab
Exons: 17
Coding region: 452-2944 (830 amino acids)
Biological process (GO): neural crest cell migration; negative chemotaxis; positive regulation of cell migration
Molecular function (GO): chemorepellent activity; semaphorin receptor binding
Source: RefSeq, a predicted model, not a curated record